Messenger RNA from Mesorhabditis belari, 3393 nucleotides. NCBI's taxonomy places the organism in Eukaryota, Metazoa, Nematoda, Chromadorea, Rhabditida, Rhabditidae. The record is from the annotation of a GenBank genome assembly.
AUGGAUCUACUCAGCAGCUACAAUGUGGAUGACGAUGAGGGUGACGUCGAAGUGAACAAAGAAAUAACGAGCCUUCCAACAAAAUCAUUAGCUCUACAGAUGGCACCAGAUGUUAUGACGAAGAGCUCAAUACUAACAAUACCGAUCGCUGACGUGACAAAAAAAGAACUCAGCUACAAUCCGAAGUUUGAAGAACUUUUUCAACCCGAGGCUGGUCCGUCUAAUCCGUUUAAGUCCGACCGGCAAAGUGCCAAGAAAAAUACGCUAGCAGGAUUUGUUGAACCGGCCCAUAUAAACGAUUUUCAUUUUGAGCGAGAAAUUCGCUCUUUCAACACGCUUGGAUACGCUCGUAAUCCUUCAGCAAAUGCUGGUGGCCAUGAGUUUCUCGGAGAAAAAGCUACUGAAGGCGCUAAAACCGAUGGUGCCUCUUUGUUUGACGGGUCAAAGACUGGGGGCGAGAAACGGAAGCGAGUGUAUAAUUUUGACCCAACUGAUCUCGAGGGAUAUACAGGUCCUUGGGCAAGAUAUGAGAAUCAGGUAACCGUCUCUAAACCCGAUGAAGCACUACAAAAGGAAAUGGACGAAAUUGUCAAGAAAAGACAAAAGAACAGUCGCAAAGGACAGCGCCAAGCUUUGGAAGAACAAGGAAAUGUGGAGGAAACGACAACCUUGCAUCUGAAAGAAGCCAUCGAUUAUCAAGGAAGAUCAUUCCUUCAUGUGCCUACAUUCACCGGUGUCAAUCUUAAAGAGGACUUUGUUCCCGAUCGAUGCUUUAUUCCUAAGAAACAGAUGCACACCUAUAAAGGACACAACAAAGGAAUAAACACACUCAAAUGGUUUCCGAAAAGCGCUCAUCUGUUUUUAUCGUGUUCAAUGGAUACAAAGAUUAAACUAUGGGAAGUUUAUGGGAAACAUCAAGUGGUGCGAACAUACAGUGGACACAGGAUGCCCGUUCGAGAUUUGUGGGAUACGGAGACGGGACAGGUUAAACACAGAUUCACGACUGGACAUCCGCCUGUUUGUUUGAGAUUUCAUCCGGAUGAGGACAAGCGCCAUAUGUUGAUGGGUGGAAUGCAGAAUAAGAAAAUUGUACAAUGGGAUAUUCGAUCAGGAGAAGUUGUACAAGAAUAUGAUCGUCAUCUUGGCCCUAUCAAUUCCAUCACGUUCUUCGACAAAAAUCGGCGUUUUGUUUCUACAUCCGAUGAUAAAUCUCUGCGUAUCUGGGAGUGGGAAAUCCCGGUCGACACAAAGUUGAUUCAAAAUGUUGGAUUGCAAUCGAUUCCAUGCAUGACAAAGAGCCCUACUGACAAGUGGAUUGUUGGACAGUCGAUGGACAACAGAAUCGUGCUCUUCCAACUGAUUGAUGACAAGCUGCGAUUCGCCAAAAAGAAAGCCUUCCGUGGCCACAAUUCAGCCGGCUAUGCUUGCUCGAUUGAUUUUUCACCAGAUAUGAGCUUCCUUGCAAGUGGAGAUGCAGACGGAAAAAUCUUCAUCUGGGACUGGCGCACGCAUAAAAUUGUUGGAAGAUGGAAGGCUCACGCUCAAACAUGUAUCAGUGUUUUAUGGCAUCCACACGAGAAGAGCAAGAUGAUAUCGGCGAGCUGGGACGGUGAUAUUAAGAUAACGCUUUUGAUGCGGAUUACGGCAAGAUCGGCGGGAACCAGCUCAACAAAUAAAUUUGAUCCAAUGGACGGCAAGGUUCAUCUCAAUGUAAAAACCAUUGAAAAUCACAGCCGAGAAGUAGGACGAUUCAAGACGAAUAAACCACCAGUCUAUGUGGGACCGUACGUUCACCCUCUGAAAGUUGGUCCUGAUUUCACUCUACGAGACAAUCGACCUUGCCCGUUCACCUCGAAAGAACAGUUGGAGCAUAAAAAGGAUCAGAUUCGAUUAACGAAAAAAAUUGUUUCACUUUUGGCGCAGAUGGAUGAAAUUGAAAAAGAGAACGAGGGGUCCACGAUAAAGAAACUUGGCAAGGCCACCGAACAAAUGAAUGAACGACCACGCGCAAAAGGAAAUAAACUGAUUAGGGAAACCAUGGCUCUCGAGAUUGAAAAAUCAUUCUCCGGUGUGUCUGGCGGAGAUGCUGAGGAAAAUCUACAAAUUCGUCUGUUUUUUCAAGAGAUAGAAGACCGCGAAUGGAAAGAGGCCAUAAAUACAAUACGGGCUUGUAAGAGUGCCCACUCGAGGCAAAAUAUGCUCCGCGAGCUGUUGGCGAGAUUGCUUCAGCAACAAGAAUGGGAAACGAUUUGUAAAAAGAUCUCUUGGGACGAGUUUUCUGAUGAAGUUAUUUCCCAACUGACGCUGAAAGCCCUCAACCAACCGCCCAACGUGACGCCAAAUUGUUACGAGUUGAUGGUCGCUUUCUACAUAGCUCAAAAGGAUUACGUGCAAGCUUCGAAAACGUUGUAUCAUUGGUCCGAGCAAUUAAAGAGAUUAACACAAGAUCCAACGAUUCUUGCUAAACGGCGGGAUGCUCUGUCUGCCUCGGUGAUGUACUUGAAUAUGAGCAAGCGCGAGGGUUUUCCUUUCACCGAAACCUCGGAUAGUGCAAAGAGUAGCGUAUCAUCUACGUCUGCCGAUGAUGAAGGCAUGGAUGAAACCGAUUCGCAAGGAACAUCAAUGAGUUGGAUAAUCAAGGAAAAGAAAAAGCCCGAAACGACCAAUAUUUCCUACAUUAGCAAGGAGCGGCUUGAACGCGAGUGGGCUUUGAUUGACGGGCGAGUGAUCUAUUGGGAUGAAAAGCAAGCAAUUCCUCCAUCCGAUCCCCAAGAUAUUUUCAAUUUUCUUUUGGAGACUCGUCGCUUCAAUCUCGCAUUAGGAUUUGCAAGACACUUCGACUUUUCGUUGGUUAAAGUUCUUCACGGGCUUGUGGUGGAAACGUUGAAGCUUGAUCAGAACCAUGAAAUAUUGGCCGAAGGUCAAAUGUUUGUGUCAGCAAAGCUAAGCAGUGAUCCCUGGGAAGUGGUCAGAGGGUUGUUGGAUACGAUAAUCAAAGCUCGGUCAGAACUGAUAACAACAUCGUUGCAUUCAAUUGCUGAAGAACUUUUACGGCACAAGGUUCAAUUACCGUAUUGGCUCGACUCUAUGUAUACGGAACAUGAUGUAGGAGCUUAUCUCCAGCUGCUCUCCGAUUUUGGUCGAAACGAAGAUGCGCUGAAAGUCUUAAUUGCCUACACAGAACCAAUGAUGGGAAAAUUGGUGGGCACGGAUGUGCGAGUUUUUCUACCCUAUUGGGCGAUCGAUGUGGUUUUGUUGAGAGCCAAAGAGGAUGCAUCUAAACGCGUUAAAGAGUUGUUUACGAUAGCAGUCCGGUCACUGCAAGCUCUACAAAAACGAGUUCAAAACUUCGAAAUCGCCAAUAAGCAAUCUCAUUUUGCCGGAUCUCGUUUU